AGUCAUAGAGCGCUGUGUGUAGGCAUUUGAUGAGCAAAUCCUUUCACACGACUUGAAAUAUUGCUGUCAUUGCUGUAUAGGUAUUCAGUCGCACCGUCAGCCUCUUACCUGUAGCACACUCCGCACGCUCCAAAACGCCGCUCUCUGGAAUUUUAUAACCUCUGUUUUGGAAUUUUGUUUUCUUCGGUUCAACAUUACUUUUGAGUGAUUUUCAAGCAAAAUGCCGAUAGAUACUAGCAACAAACCAAAGAUGCAUGAAGGACGAAAGUCCUCCAAACCUCUGAUGGAAAAGAGAAGACGAGCUCGCAUCAAUGACAGUCUUGGCCAACUUAAGACGUUGAUUCUUGAAGCUACCAACAAAGAUAGUUCCCGCCAUUCCAAGUUAGAAAAAGCUGACAUCUUAGAGAUGACUGUCAAGUAUCUUCGCAAUAUGCAGAGGCAGCAUAUGUCAGCUGCCAUGACCAAUGAUCCCAACCUGUUGAAUCGCUACCGUCUCGGCUACAGUGAAUGCAUCAGCGAAGUCUCACGAUUCCUAAACAACGGAUCAGAGACCCCUAACGUCGAAGUACAGACCAAUCUGAUAGGUCAUCUCGCUAACUGCUGCAGUCCACAGGGUACCCCAGCUAAGCAGCAGCAACAACAACCACAGCAGGCACAGUCUCCUCCUCAACAGCAGCAAGUCACCUACGCCCAAUCACAAACUGCUCCACAGAAUGUCCCAGCUGCUAUUGCUGCAGCAGUGACACAGUCCGCCCAGCAGCAGCCCAAACUGCAGCAGAACCCAGCACAACUCCAGGUUGCUGUUCCGCCCGCAUCAUGCGCACAGACCCUACCUACUGUAGCUGUGAGUGCCCCCUACCAGCCCAACAACUUCCAGGGUGGUUUCAAAGUGGAAAGUAAUAACAUUGCUCGUGUGAUCUCCGGCAUUCCAAUCGGUGUCCCAGGCACCCUUCCCUCCGGCGAGAUCACUGUGGUGCUCCCCUCCCAGGCCCUCCCUGGCGGUCAGCUACCCAGCCAUUUCAUCCCCGUCUACGCCCAGAGCACCCCUCUACUCUCGCCUCCAGCUUCCUCACACAGUGAUAGCUCCACCCCAUCACCAAUGUCAAGCCCCAAUUCCUCCAUGAACUCUCCCACACUGAUGAACGCUCAGACAACAACCUACCAGCCAACCAUCAUCAGAGACUCUUCACAAACGUGUUAUGUAACAGCCCCAGUGAACUCUGCCGUCUUAUCACCAGCCCCUUCCCCAGUCACCCACCACGGGGAUGCAAGGGGUAGUGCAAGCAGUCCAGUAGCCGGUAAUCUCGCCCCGAUGAUGGUGCAAGCUCCUACCCUCGUCACACUCCCCGCACAUACCGUAUACCAGCCCCCUCACGCACCCAUCACAGAGAACGGUCACCCACAACCCCUGGUACAUCACCAAAUCCCACGGAAAACCGUUCUGAGAGCUCUCAACGCUAACAUCCCAGCUCACCAAGUUUCUGAACACGACUCAAUGUGGAGGCCGUGGUAAAAAACAGAACCAUGUGAACACUUUGUCAAAGACAUUAUUUAUACGCUUGCGUGGAAGUGUGGUGUGAAAAACUUUGUGUUGCAAUUUUGAAUUUUUAGAUUAUCCCGCCUUUGUUUUCCUUGUUACUGAGAGUUUGUGCUUGUAAAAAAUAAAUAAAAAUCAUUCCCGUUGAAGUGCGAAACAGACACAAAACAUAUAACUAGCAUUCCAAAAUUAUAAUUCAGGUUGAGUGUAGAGUAUUCACUGUUCACACUGCUUUUUCGUACAUUCCUAAAUUUGAAAGUCAACAUGUUGAACAGCUUGCUAGGUGUAUUCACAAAUUCCACUUCAAAAAAUCUGGUUGUUUUUCGCAGCAAAGGUUUAAUUUCACAGAUUAUUUUGAUACAUUGUCAUAUUUUUUGAUUUUGAUUUGGUUUUGUUUGCUCACAGCAUCUUUGUGAUUUUUUUUUUAAACGAGCUUGAUUUUGUGUGUAACUUGUGCUAUGCUUUUUAAUUUGGAAAAACAUUCUGAGUCGACCUUUUCACUGCAGCCAUCUUGUUCCUUGUAUUCAUGAUAGUUUUUUUAUAACCCUGCUUCCAAAACAAUUCGAGCACCAGACUAUUCUGUUUGACCUCGUCCGUUUUGUGAAAAGUGGAAAAUGUUCCAAGAUGGCUGGAGCAAGAGGGAAGUCUCGAAGAAGAAUCUUAUCAGCACAACUGCAAGUCUAAUAGAGAUUGGUUUUCUGUCAUCUGUAAAUAUACAAAACUAAUUUAUUUUUUCCAAGGAAAGCCUUUCUUCAGACAAGCUUACAGCUAUGCAACGUAACGUUUUACAUAAAGUAAAUUUUGUACAAAAUAUUUUUUAGAGUUUUUAUAAGUGUUUGUGCUUCCAGGUUUCCAUGCCAACCGCAAGACUUAAUUGUGAGAUUUUCUUAUUGAUUAUUUUUUACCGAAUGAUCAUGACGUAACCAAAGUAUUCAGCCUAUGAUGGUUUUUCACCGGAUGUGCCUAAGAUUUGUUCUUAAAUUUUGUGUACGAAUUCUAAGGAGUUAUAUUUUUUUGGAUGACAAAAUAAAGUGAAACAAUUUUGCUUUGAAAUGAA
Asterias rubens (European starfish) is the source of this 2594-nucleotide messenger RNA. Its product is annotated as transcription factor HES-1-like. The coding region runs from base 221 to 1513 and encodes 430 amino acids. Gene Ontology annotation, molecular function: RNA polymerase II cis-regulatory region sequence-specific DNA binding; protein dimerization activity; DNA-binding transcription factor activity, RNA polymerase II-specific. The transcript has 4 exons. Lineage: Eukaryota; Metazoa; Echinodermata; Asteroidea; Forcipulatida; Asteriidae. Gene Ontology annotation, cellular component: nucleus. Gene Ontology annotation, biological process: regulation of neurogenesis; regulation of transcription by RNA polymerase II; anterior/posterior pattern specification. The record is from RefSeq and is a predicted model, not a curated record.